Exophiala oligosperma is the source of this 1872-nucleotide messenger RNA. RefSeq lists its product as uncharacterized. The record is from RefSeq and is a predicted model, not a curated record. Bases 23 to 745 code for a protein of 240 amino acids. Gene Ontology annotation, molecular function: mannosyltransferase activity. The transcript has a single exon. Gene Ontology annotation, biological process: GPI anchor biosynthetic process. Gene Ontology annotation, cellular component: mannosyltransferase complex; endoplasmic reticulum membrane. Lineage: Eukaryota; Fungi; Ascomycota; Eurotiomycetes; Chaetothyriales; Herpotrichiellaceae.
ACGAAUUCAGCCAUUGAAGUGGAUGACAAACGAUAUGAAUUCAAUAUCUUUGAUGUUCCUCGUACUGCUUACAUACAGUCAAAUCGUCCAUUCAAAUGUCGAGAAGGUCAUCUUCACAUCCUCUUUGGCAGAGCCAUAUCCUACAGACGCCAGCUUCGACAAUCUCCUCCUCGUCCCACUCUCUGAGGAACACCCUACGCUCAGGACUCAGCUCAAUGUAAGCUUCCCAAACAGUUCGUCCCCAAACGGACAGGCGCAUUGGUUUUUCCUGGAAAGUCUGCGCCCACACCAGCGCUACGAAGUUCGCAUAUGCUGGGCAGCCACCCAACCGACAGAGUUCUCACUUGCUACCUUCCAAGUUGAUGCCGUGCUUUCGGAUAGCAGCCUCCUCUCAUCAGUGAGCGAAUAUGCCUAUGCACGCCAUGCGAAGCUCGGUACCGGAGACAUCGAGGCACUCCAACGGCGCAAGACCGCUGUUCGGCCCGAUACAACCCUCCUGUUCCUCCGAAUUCUUGCCGCUGCAGACUAUUACAGUCCGAAUGACACAUUGAUGAUGGCAGCACCGCCCGUGGCAGUCGACGUUAUUUUAGAUCGCUAUAUCUUCAACGUGUUCCCCAAGUCUCUCAUACCCACGGCACUUUAUCUGGUGUUGAUAGCGGGCUGUGCGUGGUUUGUCUCGGGAUGGGUGUCAAGGGUGUGCACAGCUCCAUCUAAUGAGCCUCCCACAUCCAAAAAGUCGCAGUAGAUGCGCCUAGCAUUAUGACGAGGAUGCAGUUGCUGUUUAGAAAUAUUGGUCAAGGCCCUGGCAUUGCGAAUGGGUCUUGUAGCUGAUCAAAUUCGGUCAUCAACGAGAAAAGCGGAAACUCUUCUGCAUAAGAUGGCAGACUCGGCACUCCCGAUCCGUCAGGCGAGAGGCCAUCCGUCUCGAGCAUCUGAGGAAAAUCUUGUCGGGGAAGCAUCUGUACUUGGUCCCCUCCAUCCUCACCGUUGUAAGCCAAUGCUCCAGACGUGGUGAGCACCGGUCCCCGGCUUUCAGGAGGCAUGUCGAAACGCAAUUGCCACGGCGGCGGCGCAUCUUCGAGCUGCUCGGUGGCGUCGAAAUCCCCCAGACCAUUACUCUGGUUCACCAAUGGUGCCUUUACAGUGUCAACGGGCGUCUGGUCUCCCGUCGUCGACCCCGUUGACUUUGCCCCGCUGCCCUUGUUGAUAGGAUCGCCGAAGAUGUUGUGGAUGUCCUGCCGUCGCUUCUGCAUUUGGACCUGGUCACGCCGCUUGAUGUGUUCCAGGGCAGCGAGGUGAAGAUUCUUGGUGAUCUCAUCGUGUCGUCGAGCGGACAGAUCAUCUUUGGCCGCCAUGGCCAGGAUGGAUUCUGCUUGGACAAUGCUACUCAGCAAGGGGAAGGACUUGUCAAAGUCGCCAAAGAUUGCGAACCCGAUCACCAUGGCGGCGAUGAAGACGCUGUUGGUGACCAUGAAGAGCCUUUUCGGCACGCCAGGGAUGUGGACCAGGUCGGUCGCGAUCUCGACACUCCUGAGUGCAGCGUCUAUGCAGGCCUCGCUCAGGGUCAUGGUGACGGAGUUACCGGCCGUGUUGUCUUCGUCCUGCCGUCCUUUGAUCUUGGAAGAGACCUUGAAGAUCAAGAAAGGCCUGGUUAACAGGAUUAUAGACCAAUAGUACUCGCAUUUGAGAUGGGCAAUGCCUAUUGUUUGCCGCAGCGUCGGUGCCGUCGUACCUGCCUUCUGGUCCAGACUGUCGGCUUGCAAGCCUGCGGGCAAUUGCAUCGUCCAGUCUCGAUACUGCCUGGAUAUACUUUCCACGAGCUGCACAGAGACCUCUCGGCGGCAAUACACCUCGUUUAGUAUCCUUUCAAAG